This is a messenger RNA of Apus apus (common swift), 8386 nucleotides long. It is a transcript of the gene SCYL2, whose product is annotated as SCY1 like pseudokinase 2. The transcript is spliced from 19 exons. The record is from RefSeq and is a predicted model, not a curated record. Gene Ontology annotation, molecular function: ATP binding; protein kinase activity. The coding region runs from base 328 to 3114 and encodes 928 amino acids. NCBI's taxonomy places the organism in Eukaryota, Metazoa, Chordata, Aves, Apodiformes, Apodidae. Gene Ontology annotation, biological process: protein phosphorylation.
CGCUCGGGCCGCCUCCUCUCCCGGCGCUGGGGCAGGCGCCGUCGCUAUGGAGUAGCUGGAGCGAGAAGGGGUCGAGCUGGGGCUGGAGCCAGAGACGGAGCCGGCGUGACAGGCGGCCCGCCGGGCCCACAGGGCAACGGGCAGCCGGGCACCGCGCCGGCAGCUUCCCCCAGUCUCAGCAGAGAGACAUAGGAUUCAGAACUUCUGUCUGGCAGACUACCAAGUCAGAUUCUUUUGGAACGAAUUAUCACAACUCGGAAAACUGGAAGUACACAGUACAGGGAAAGAGGAACUAAACUGGUAAUACAUUGGUGCACAUCUGAGACAAUGGAGUCCAUGCUGAAUAAAUUGAAGAGUACCGUUACAAAGGUAACGGCUGAUGUCACCAGUGCAGUCAUGGGAAAUCCUGUUACCAGGGAAUUUGAUGUUGGCCGACAUAUUGCCAGUGGUGGUAAUGGUCUUGCUUGGAAGAUAUUUAAUGGGACUAAAAAAUCAACAAAACAGGAAGUGGCUGUUUUUGUCUUUGAUAAGAAACUAAUAGACAAGUAUCAAAAAUUUGAAAAGGAUCAGAUUAUUGAUUCUUUAAAACGAGGUGUUCAACAGCUAACCAGGCUUCGACACCCUCGACUACUUACUGUUCAACAUCCGUUGGAAGAAUCCAGGGAUUGCUUGGCAUUUUGUACAGAACCAGUCUGUGCCAGUUUAGCCAACGUUCUUGGUAGCUGGGACAACCUACCUUCUCCUUUACCAUCUGACAUUAAAGAAUACAAACUUUAUGAUGUGGAGACCAAAUAUGGUUUGCUUCAGGUUUCUGAAGGCUUGUCAUUUUUGCAUAGCAGUGUGAAAAUGGUCCAUGGAAAUGUUACUCCUGAAAAUAUAAUUUUGAAUAAGAGUGGGGCAUGGAAAAUUAUGGGCUUUGAUUUUUGCAUCCAGUCAAACAAUCCAUCUGAACAGGAGCCAAAGUUCCCUUGUAAGGAAUGGGAUCCAAACUUGCCAUCCUUGUGUCUUCCAAAUCCUGAGUAUCUGGCCCCAGAAUAUAUUCUCUCUGUGAGCUGUGAGACAGCCAGUGAUAUGUACUCUCUAGGAGCUGUUAUGUAUGCAGUGUUUAAUAAAGGGAAACCAAUUUUUGAGGUCAACAAGCAGGAUAUUUAUAAAAGCUUUAGUAGACAGCUGGAUCAGCUGAGCCGUUUAAGCUCCAGUAAUCUUCAGAACAUACCAGAGGAGGUGCGUGAACAUGUAAAGCUGCUCUUAAAUGUAGCUCCAGCAGUGCGACCAGACGCAGAUCAAAUGACUAAGAUACCAUUCUUCGAUGAUGUAGGAGCAAUGACGCUUCAGUAUUUUGAUUCAUUAUUUCAAAGGGAUAACCUUCAGAAAUCACAGUUUUUUAAAGGUCUACCAAAGGUUCUGCCAAAACUACCUAAGCGUGUUAUAAUUCAACGAAUUUUGCCUUGCUUGACUUCUGAAUUUGUGAAUCCUGAUAUGGUACCCUUUGUCUUGCCUAAUGUCCUCCUAAUUGCUGAGGAGUGCACCAAAGAGGAAUAUAUCAGGCUCAUUCUGCCUGAUCUUGGUCCUGUUUUUAAGCAGCAAGAACCAAUCCAGAUCUUGUUGAUCUUCCUGCAAAAAAUGGACUUGCUUCUAACCAAAACUCCACCAGAUGAAAUAAAGAACAGUGUUCUACCAAUGGUUUAUAGAGCCUUGGAAGCACCUUCGAUUCAGAUCCAGGAGCUUUGCCUAAACAUAAUUCCCACGUUUGCCAAUUUAAUAGAUUACCCGUCAAUGAAAAAUUCAUUAAUUCCGAGAAUUAAAAAUGCAUGUUUGCAAACUUCUUCACUUGCUGUCCGGGUAAACUCACUAGUAUGUUUAGGCAAGAUUUUGGAGUACUUGGAUAAAUGGUUUGUGCUUGAUGAUAUUUUACCUUUUCUACAACAAAUUCCAUCCAAGGAACCUGCCGUGCUAAUGGGAAUUUUAGGUAUUUACAAGUGUACAUUUACUCAUAAGAAAUUGGGAAUUACCAAAGAGCAGCUUGCAGGAAGAGUAUUGCCCCAUCUGAUUCCUCUUAGCAUUGAGAACAAUCUUAAUCUUAAUCAGUUCAAUUCUUUUAUUUGUGUUAUAAAAGAUAUGCUUAAUAGAUUGGAGGCAGAGCAUAAAACAAAACUUGAGCAACUUCAUGUCAUGCAAGAGCAACAGAAAUCUUUGGAUAUAGCUAAUCAAAUGAGUGUGUCUGAAGAGGCAAGAUCUAGUAGUACAAGUAAUCAGAUUGACAAGGUAUUUAAUACUAGUGGAACUGACCUUCUAACUAGUGGAUCUGAUAGCAAAGAGAAUGAGAUGUCAUCAAAACAGAGAAAGGCAUCACUGACACUUGAAGAGAAGCAGAAAUUAGCUAAAGAACAAGAACAGGCACAGAAACUGAAAAGCCAACAACCUCUUAAACCACAAGCAGCUACAGUAACACCUCCAGUGAAGCAGACAAAAGACUUGACAGAUACCUUGAUUGAUAAUAUGUCAUCUUUGACUAGCCAGUCAAUCAACAAAGCUAAAGUUGCAUCUUCAAACAGCUUUCCUGUCCCUGCUAUGGGUGUUGGAAUGGGAUUUUCAUCACCUGUUGACAACACAAAGAGAAAUAUAACGAACGGACUAAAUACUAAUAUGGGUUUUCAGACUGCUGGAUUCAGCAUGGGAGCUGGUCCCACCACUCAGAAUUUCUUCAGCGGUCCAAGUGCAACAGGAACACCCAAGAUGAACAUUGCACCAGCUGCCAAUAUGCCAAAUUACAGUCCUAUGAAUGCUGCACCUGCAAUCUCUCCACUGACACAACAAAACAGACCUCCAGAUAUGUCUGCUCUAGAUAAUCUUUUUGGUCCUCAAAAACCCAAAGUUAGUAUGAAACAGUUGGCUCAACAGAAAUCAAACCAGUGGGUUAAUCAGUUUGUACCCCCGCAAGGGUCCCCAGGUGCAAGCAGUUCAGUCUUGGGACCUCAGAUGAACAUGAUAGGACAGCCUGGCUUUGGUAUACACGGUAAUCCUUUCUUUGCUCCUCAGAACUUUGCACAACCAGCAAACACAAUGACAAACAGCAGCUCAGCUAGUAAUGACUUAAAAGAUCUUUUUGGGUAAAAUGCUUUGUUUUCUUCUUUAAAAGAUGGAUGAAAUUUGGAUCCUGGGUAAGCUGAUUAACAUCUUUUUUGAUUAGUAAAGGCAUGACCUGGGGAAACUUUCAACCCAACAAAGUAAAGACUUUUGCACUGGAAAAAAAGACUGAUUUUUGCAUUCACCUGGUACUGCAGUGGAAUUGCAAAGUGCAAGGUCAUCGUACAUGCUAAAAAUUUCCUGUCUCUUAACUGAACAUCUAAGCACUGAAGGUAGGAUGCCUAUAUUCAAUUAAAAAAGAAGCAUCUAAGUAUUUCAAAAUUAUUCAGAGGUGUACUCAAUCAACUCCUUUGAAAGUUACUACAAAAUUUUAUUUCUGAAGUUCAGCAAAAAUGCUUAGGGGGUAAUAAUGCUGGGAUAACACCAUCCUGUGGCUCAGUCCUUUCCGUGCCUGCUAAAUUCUUAUCGAUGGUUUGUGCUUCCUGGAUUUGGCACAAACUGUCUUUUUGCCAUGUGACAGUUUGCAAAAAGUAAAUUCUUAUGCUGCCUCAAAAAGUUAUGUUAUAUAGAAAGAUCUCUAAGUAGUAACUGUGUCAGAGGCUAUGAAGAGAAAAUAUUUUGUAUUUCUUCUCUUAUGAGAUAAUUUAAAUUAAUGUGGUAGUAAACAACAACAAGAUUCAGGAGGCAUUAAGUUGGUUUAAAAUUUUGAGCAAGUUUGGGACAGGGUAAGAGCACUGGCUGGCUUAGGACCUGUUGUAUAAUGCCAGAUGCUUGUUACCAGCCACAUAGCAAAAGCAACAUCCCACUUUUAAAAUACAUGUGGUGACUUGAUCACAUUUAUUAUGUAUUCCAGUGUUUUGGCUAAUUUGACACUGCUUCUAACUGGUGUGAAAAGAAAAAAGAGUAUGAGUAGCUAUGGAACCUCCUAAAAAGAAUGUUCUGUGUAAAAUUCCGUUGUUGACUGCCCUAACUGUGGAACUGAACACACGCUGUUUAGUUACACAGAACUAUCUUUAAUUACUUCAUAGAUUUUUGGCUCUGUUGGAAAGAUGGAAGAAGGUAGUUUCGUACAAGUUGCACAUGAUUGUGUGAAAAAGCAGACUGCCAUAAAUUGCCUUGACUAGAAUGAACUAUUUAAUUUUGUUUGACUCAAGUCCCUAUGAAGGAUAGAUGAAUACCAAGCGAGUUCUCAAAUAUGAAUUUGUAAGCCCUAGAAUAUAUAGUAAAUACACAGGCAUUUCAGAUCCUUUUUAUUGUAUUACUCCAAAUUUAAUAAAGCUCUCCCAAGAAAACCAAACAGCAGUUUCUUCUACUUCCCAGAAGGUGUAUGUUCAGCUUGCCCAUGAUAGAACCUGUGCUCUGUCAGAUACUACUGUUGGGCUUUAACUUUUUCUUUCCUAGGAAUUUCAGGAGCUUUCUUACGUACUAUUUGAAGAGUAGAGCUGAGUAUUUUGAGAAGGAAAGAACUAAUUGCCUUUUUUUGGAAAGCCUACAUGCUUUAUUUUUCAAAGCCUUUCACUGGAGAAAUUGUUCUUUCAUUUGCUGCUUAAGAAACCAAAGGGCCUUAUGCUGUAAAUGUGACUUGUGUUUUGUUAUAUUUCCACAGUUCAAAGUGAUAAUAGCACUAAGCAUAUUUCUUAAAGAAUCGUUUAUGUAUUCUAGCUGCUGCCUUAGUCCUAUUAUUCUAAAAUACCCGGGACCAGUGAAAUUGUGGUUUAGAAAACAAUACCUAACACAUUGUGAUGGUUAUGUGCAGUUAAUAGUCAUGAUAAAGAUUGUAGGCUAUGUUAAGAUAUCUGUGUAAACUUAAGUACAAUACUAGAACUGUUAAGCUGUUGAAGUUCAUUUACAGUUACUAGUGUACUAUACUCUCAAUCACACUAAUGUCUUUUUUUAUGUCAACUUUUGAAAGCUAUGUUUUGUUAGGGUAACCUAAGGCAAGCCUUUGAAGAAUUACUUGAAUCUGUAUUCCUCUAAAUUAUAUGGAAAAUAAGUCUAUCUUAGAAAUAACAUCUCUUAGGACUCUACUGUGUAUGAAAUUAAUACAUCGUGGUAAAGGCAGUCUUAAAUGUCAGUGUCCUGUGCUGCAUUUUCAGUCACAGAUCUCUCUGGUCUGGGGACUUUUCAGAAAUGGAUUUUAAUUUAACCUAUUGGAAGGAAAAUCAGCUGGAAAAAAAAAUUAGUUGAUUUUAUAUACUAGACCUCCCUAAGUGUGGGGUUUGGGGUAUGUGCUUUUGGCAUGGGCUAUCUGAGAAUACAAUCUAUUUUGUAGGAAAAAAGUAAAAAAAAAUCCUACAGAUGCAAAUUAAGAGAGGCUCUUCUGUGCAGUAGUAAUGUGAUGGAAUAUGAUCUUUACCUGGCUCAAGUAAUGUCAUUUUUUUUAAAAUUUGGAUUUGAAAGCAUACUUUUGAUUUCUCUUGUUAACUGCAAUUUCCAGAAUGACCAGAGUAGAAAAAUAACAAGAAAGAAAACUGAAAAGGGUGCUUAUGAAAGUUUUAACAAAAUUUUCCUGUUAUUUAAAAAUAAAAAUGAAAAAUUAACUUUAAUUUAAAUGAGAGGGUCAAAUCUCUCUUCCCUGUAGAUGCUUCCUGCUUAUUGUGUCAGGAAACUGUGUGUGUGUGAAAUUCUCUAUUUCUUCUUAACUUAAAGGGAAGAGGAGUUGCAAGAGGUAAGUCAUUAAGGCCGUCUGCCACUUGGCUCUUGCUACAGUAGUUUUUCUUUAGAAAGCCUUGUCCAGUUGAUCUCUAUGCUUGCAAGUUGACAUUCUGAGGCCUUGCAAGAGCCUGGAAGACUCAUCUUUUGGCCAGAGUGGAUACCGUUGUUUGAGAACAACAGUUGUACUUCACAUCCAAGUUGUUUGGGGAGGAGUAGGAGGAAGGGACAGAGUUACAAAAUGUGGACAUUCCAGGAACCUCCUGUUUCUAGACUUGGAUGGAAAGCAUCUAGCUUUGUUACAUCUAGCUUUGCCUGAAGCAGAGGGACUAGUGCAGAACAGAAGGAGAACACAGAUUUGAAAUCUCUGUCUGAUUAUGAAAUUGCAAAUUCUGUUACUGAAAAAGUAAUCUGAUCUAAAAUAAUUUCUUAUUACCAUGGCUUGAACAAUAUUGAAAAUUAGACAAAAUUUCUACCCUUUGUUUUCAACCUAAUUUAAUGGAAAAAUGUGGAAGCCUGGCAGAUUGUAUCAUCACCUUACAGCCUCCACCUUCUGCACCUACUGCCAUUGCCCACUUUGAGCAGAUCUUCAUUCCACUGUGGAAAUUAAAGCAGAGUCUGGGCUGAACUGCUCAGGGCACCUGCUUUACUUUACAUUCAUUUUAUUAAGGAGAGGUAAAGAGAAGGGAGUAAAUACCUAUUCUUUAAUUGAUUUAUCUAUAUUAUGUUUGCUACAAAAGGAGAAAAGAGGUGGAAGUAGCUUCACAUCAUAAGUAUACGCAUCAGUUGUCCUUGCUCUGGUCUAUGCUAAAUUAAUGUGACUGCAACAAGACAGCAGUGUUUUCUGUAUUGGUUCCAUUUGGUUUUAAAUAUGAAACUGAAGCAUCUUCUGAAAACUCAGAAAACAAAUUAAUCCUGCUAAAUGGAUUAUUUAAGAGGCUUGAAAAGCCUCUGCUGGCACUGAUGGAGAGGAACCUUCAAACUACUGAGUUAAUGAUUAGCUUAGCAGCCCCUCAAUUUGCCUCUCUCCAGAGGAGAGAAACAGGGAGUGAAAUUCUACAAGUGUCAUUUCAAGGAUGGAGGAAGGAGCAUGGACUUUCUGUUCCUUUUCACACAAGUGGUGUCAGUAAAGCACAGAGCAACCUGUGGAACCUGCUUAUCCAGUAGGACAGCAGUACUGGAGGAAUCCUUUGAUAGGUAAAGGAGUCCACCAAUUACUUGGGAGAUGGAGAGAAAAAUUUUGCUGGGAAAUUGGGUCUUCCUCUCUCCAUGGUGGUGUGAAUUAGAAGUGUCUUGGGAAGUCAUGGCCUUACAGAGUCUGCACAGAUGCCGAGUACCCCAAUUAAAAGGUUGAAUUUUUUGAUGUAGAGGUGCACAACAUUUUGAGGCUUAUUAUUUAAACCUUUCCUUUUCUGUUUAGACUUUUUAGCAACACCUGUUUCACAUUUAUGUGGAGCUUAAAUAUCCCAAUGGCCAUUUAAAGUAAAAAAAAAAAGGUUAACAUCUGUAUUAUAACGUGUUAUAAUGUUACCUAUGUCUGUAGAUAAGUGUGUAUAUAGAGUACAGGAUUUUAGAUUUUUCAGUUCAUUUGCACCUAAACAGCAAAGAUUUAAAGAGAAGUUAGGUUUCAGUCAGAUCCCACAAGGCUUUCCAUAUAGGCUAACAAUUAUAUGAUACCUUUGUUAUCUGUCACAAAUUUACAUGAUUAGUCUGCCUAUAUCUAUGUGACUUGAGCAGAAAUUGAAAGGUUAUAAAAUAUAAGUUUAUGAGUGCUGGAUCUCUCAUUACAGAUGAGAUUUUUGGACUUUGAGUUACCUUUGUUUAUUGAUUAGGAAUUUUUUAUUGGGGGUGGGUGGGAUAUUGCUGAUUUGUGCCAUUUCCAGUGAAAGAAAUACAGAGAGGGGGAGUACAGAAAAAAUACCCUGUUGUAUAUGUGACCCUUUUUUGUUCUUUGUUAAGAGAUAUGCUGCAUUUUAUAUACUCCUUGUGGACUUUUGCUCUGAAAUAGCUGUGGGGAGACCUAUCUGGAGAAUUUCAGAUGAGUUGGGUGAUUUUCAAGUGAGGUCCUGCCUUGUACUUUCCUUUCCAUUAGGCUUUGACUGCUUCACAAGGACAUUACACAAGGCAGUAAAACCUUGGAUUCAUGCACCAAAUCCUCUUGCCUUCCAGGCCUCACACUUGUACCAACAGAAUAAGCCCCAGAAGUUGUAUUGUCUUUUAAGUUCUCUGAAACAGUUCUAACUGCUGUACAGAUUUCUGAGAUGAAGUUGUAAAUCAAAAUGUGUUAUAGUGAACUCAGGCCUUGUGCAAAAUAUUUAAUACUUGUUUAUUUGUCUAAUCGUACAGUCUCUGUACUAGUGGCAGUUUUAUGUUUUGAUUGUAAAACAUUAAAAUUCUCAUGAGAUUUAUAAAGUGAUGUUACUGUAGUGUCAGCUGUGAUUCAUAAAUAGUACUGUCAUAGCAUGGCAUUAGUGUAUAUCCGGUUUAUUGGACAGCUCUUAAAAAGCCAAAUUUAUUCUUGUAUCAACUUUUAGAUCAUUUACUUUAAAAAUAUGUAAAAGGUACAGUGACAGUUUUGAGAAAUUCAUAUCACUUUGUACUGUGAAUGAGGUUGCCUAUGGAAAUAAAUGAACUUUUCAUAUUUUCA